UAAAACCACCGAUUCCACCGAUUCACAUCUGCCCUGUGGAGACGACUUUUCACGAGGGAAUUGAGCCCCUGCCGGUGUAACAAUCGGAGUAAUUAAUUUUCGUUGAUUAAUCUGGGGAGAGGAGUGAAAAUGGCACCUGCUGCGGAACCCGUUCUCAAGGAAAAAACUGAAAAACCAUCCCGAGGAAUCAAUGCUGUCCUACUUGGACCACCGGGCAGUGGAAAGGGAACGCAGGCGCCAUGGCUGAAGGAGAGAUACUGCGUGUGUCAUUUAUCAACUGGAGACAUGCUGAGAGCGGAGGUGGAGGGUGGUUCAAAGCUAGGUGGUGAGCUGAAAAAAAUAAUGGAUCAAGGACAACUGGUGAGUGAUGAUCUGGUCGUUGAGAUGAUUGAUAAGAAUCUGGACAAGCCAGAGUGCAAGCGUGGCUUUCUCCUGGACGGUUUUCCCCGGAGUGUACCCCAGGCUGAGAAGCUCGACGACCUCUUGGCGAAGAGGAAACAGACCCUCGAUGCAGUAAUCGAGUUCGGAAUCGACGACAAUUUGCUGGUGAAGAGAAUCACUGGACGUCUCAUUCACCUGCCCAGUGGUAGGUCUUAUCACGAGGAGUUUGCACCUCCCAAGGUACCAAUGAAGGAUGAUGUCACUGGGGAGCCACUCAGCAGGAGGUCUGAUGACAAUGCCACAGCCUUGAAGAAACGUCUUGCCACCUAUCACACUCAAACUCAACCCCUCGUCGAUUACUACGCCAUUCGUGGGGUUCACAAUUACGUCAAUGCUGCCAAAUCCAGUGAGCAAGUGUUCAAGGACAUCGAUGCCAUCUUCAUGAAGGCCAUCAAGCACGAUGAGCAGAAGAAGGGCUUCUUCAGCAGGUUUUUCUGAGCUGCAUAGAAAUGUCGACGUUCAAUAGAUUCUUUCGUUGGAAAAAAAAAUAUGUUGCAAACAUUAAUGAAUUUUUGGAAAUAAUAAAGACAGCAGAAUUAUAAUUCUGUCGUAAGGGAAAUACAUGAAUAUUGAGCAAGUCUCAACUGAAAUCAUGAAUACAAAAUUUUGCAGCUAUUUCGUAGAAUUUCUUGACAAAAAUGGUUUUUCUAUUAAUUUUUUACACUCGUCGUAAUGCAAAUAGAUUCCAAUUGUACUAGAAGACUAGCUUCAAUUUUAAUGGAUAUAUAAUGGAUGCCGCUGAUAUUCAUUAAUUCCUGAAUUAUCAACUUCAAAAUCAUUUGUAAAAUUCUGCCAAUGAUUUGCGCACACCGGAAUAUUUUUUAAUCAUUAAUUCGCUCUUCUGGUUAAUAUUUCAAUGCUUGAGACGUAAAAAGAUUUAAUUGCCUAAUCAAUGUACAUACAAAGUAAGUCUAAUAUUUUUAGAUGAUGUUGAAGUUAAAGGAGACGAUCAGAGUGGAAAUACAUUUAUAAAUAUGAGGAGAUUUAUUCUGUUACAUGAAAUAGUGUAUACAAUUGGGGAAAGAUAAUAAAAUUUCUGAUAGACAA
This is a messenger RNA of Fopius arisanus, 1488 nucleotides long. It is a transcript of the gene Ak2, whose product is annotated as Adenylate kinase 2. Gene Ontology annotation, biological process: ADP biosynthetic process. The record is from RefSeq and is a predicted model, not a curated record. Bases 130 to 879 code for a protein of 249 amino acids. Gene Ontology annotation, cellular component: mitochondrion; cytoplasm. Gene Ontology annotation, molecular function: AMP kinase activity; ATP binding. Lineage: Eukaryota; Metazoa; Arthropoda; Insecta; Hymenoptera; Braconidae. The transcript has 2 exons.